Molecule: messenger RNA, 1896 nt
Organism: Dracunculus medinensis (Guinea worm)
Lineage: Eukaryota; Metazoa; Nematoda; Chromadorea; Rhabditida; Dracunculidae
Source: the annotation of a GenBank genome assembly
UUUCGCUGUGAUGAAGAAUUUAUAACUUUGAUUUCUGUUCUGGGUAAAAUAGCUUCAUCACGUAAAAAUAUAUUUACCACUGGAGUGAAGGAAUGCGCGUGCAAAUGUCUAGGUUUUUUAUCGACAUUGAAUCUUCAAGCUAAUUUAUACGAAAGCAUCAUCGGUCCACCUCAACCUGAGGUCCAAUUUUUUGUUGGAGAAUCGCUUUUUGACGCAAUAUUAGGUGAAUGUUCCGCUUCUCGCCGAGAUUUAUUUGUUGAUACGGAAGAAAAAUUCAUUGUAAAAAUAUUAAAUCUGAUUCUUAGUAAAAAAUUAUGCCACUCUAAUUGUCAUCUUCGCCAAGCGGCGAUUAUUUGGCUUUAUAUACUUUCUAAAAAUGGUGUACGAGCGAAGAUGAAAAUUAUUUUUGAUAAUCUUGCUACAAUACAACUCGCAUUUAUCGAUGGUCUUGCAGAAAAUAAUGAUUUUUCACAUGAUAUUGCUACCAAAGGAUUAGGCAUUGUAUUUGAAAGUGCAAAUGAUGAACAGAAGAAAACAAUGUUGGAUGAUCUGAUGGCUGCACUUGUAGCAGGCCGCAAACGUGCAGUACCUUUAACACUUGAUACGCAACUUUUUUACGAUGAUUUGCUUGGAAAAGCUUCUGGUGAAAGAUUAGCAACUUAUCGUGAAAUCUGUUCGCUUGCUUCUGAAUGUAAUCAACCUGAUCUUAUCUACAAAUUUCUACAAAUCGCCAGUCAUAAUGCGACCUGGGAUUCUAAAAAAGGUGCUGCUUUUGGUUUCAGUGUGGUACUUCAACAAGCUGAGGAUAAGGCAAGACCGUAUUUUUCCCAGCUUAUUCCAAAACUAUACAGGUACAGGUAUGAUCCCGAUAUGAAAGUUAGGUCUGCGAUGUUAUCUUUGUGGAAUGUCGUUAUAUCCUCCGAUAAAAAUGUGGUUUGUUUUUCAAAUUUCGAAAUUUUGAAGUCGAUCGAACUUUUGAUCACAAUGAUCAAUAAGGAGUGGCGCAUAAGAGAAUCAAGUUGUUUGGCCCUAGCAGAUUUUUUGAGCACUCAUUAUUCUACAGAUAUGAUUGAUAAAUUCACUGAUCUUUAUGAAAAUCUAUUUCGCCUAAUUGAUGAUAUUAAGGAAUCUGUUCGAGUGGCUGCAAAUCGGUCAUUAACGGUAUUAAUCAAAAUAACGCGUCGCGAAUGCUCGUCGAUACGAGGCGAAAAAGCCUCGCAAAUUUUGAGCAUCGUUCUGCCAGUGCUUAUUGAGAAUGGGUUGAAUUCACCUGUCAAAACUGUUAAAUUAUUGAGCUUGAAAGCAAUAAUGGGUUUAUCAAAAGAUGCUGGAAUUGUUUUGCAAAAACACCUUGUAUUAAUUAUUCCUUGUUUAUUAGAUGCUUUGAGUGACUUAGAACCUGCUUCAUUGAAUUUUAUUGCUGUGCGAUCAAAUGAAUCUGAAGUAGAAAUGAUUGAUUCUGCUCGUAUUUCUCUCGCUCAUAAUUCACCAAUCAUGUCUUCGCUAUUUGACUUAAUACCAAUAAUUGAUGAAAAUAUUUUGCCACCAUUAUUUAGCAGGCUUUGUGAACAGUUACAUUCGAGUUUCGGUCUGACUACUCGAACUGGAGCGUGUCAAUUUGUAAUUAAUAUGUGCUUACGCUGUCAACAGUUGCUUGCUACUUCAAAAUCAAUUUGUGACAAAAUGCUUCAAACUCUUUUUUUGGGCCUGCAAGAUCGAAAUUUAACUAUACGAAAACAAUUUUGUAAAACAAUUGCUCAUCUUAUCAAAUACUGUUCCCAAAGUAAGACUGAAAUUUUACUCAAAUUCAUCGCAGAAAGCUUGCAAAAUGAUCAAGGUUUUCUUUUUUAUCUUUAUUUUCAUCAAUGUUUUUUUAAGAUGAAUUAUGCAAAUUAA